Brassica napus (rape) is the source of this 1946-nucleotide messenger RNA. Its product is annotated as transcription factor RF2b-like. Gene Ontology annotation, cellular component: nucleus. The coding region runs from base 731 to 1708 and encodes 325 amino acids. NCBI's taxonomy places the organism in Eukaryota, Viridiplantae, Streptophyta, Magnoliopsida, Brassicales, Brassicaceae. Gene Ontology annotation, biological process: regulation of DNA-templated transcription. The record is from RefSeq and is a predicted model, not a curated record. Gene Ontology annotation, molecular function: DNA-binding transcription factor activity. The transcript has 4 exons.
UUACUAAUUCCCCCCAUCAAAUUUGAUACUCCUUCCAUUUCAGUAUAAAUGAUAUUUUAGAAAGAAUAUUUUGUUUAAUUUACAUGAAAUUUUGAGAUUUUAAGGUUAACUUUAAUUUUAAUAGAAAUUAUUUAACCAAUUAAAUUUUAUAAUAUUUUUUAUAACUGAUUAAAUAAUUUAAAAAUUAUAUCUUUAAAAUGGUUUUUUUAGAAAAAAAAAUAUUUUUUUUAAUCUUUGUGUAUUAAGGUAAAAUAUCAAGUAUUAUAGAAAGGAGAGAGUACUAUAUAAUGCAAGAUCUUGAGUCAGACGUGGGGAGAUGUUAUGCAAUAGUUGUUAAUUAAAAACUUUGUUGAGACAAAUAUUUAAAAAGAACCUGUAAUGGUAGUACUACUAGGAGACUAAUUAAGCUGUAUUAAGAACUUAAACACGAAUAAUUAAAUAAGAUAAUGUAAUGAAAAAAAGAGGGAGACAAGAUGCACGUGUCAAUGUGCCUCUCUUUUUACUUUUCAUCACUAACUUAAUAAUAACCUUUUUAUAAACCGUCCAAUUAAAAAACAGUGACGUCACUUCUCUCUCUCUCUUUCUCCUCCUCCUACGCUCUUCAUCUGAGAUAGAGAGAGAGAGAGAGAGCUUCAUCUCCAUCAUUAUCUCCUUCUUCUUCUUCUUCUUCUUCUUCUUCUUCACAACACACAUUGACUCUCAAAAUUCGCACAUUCACAAUCAACCUCUCAUGGAGAAACCAGAUCCUCAACCUCCAAAUGCCGCCGAUCCAAUCCCCUCCUCCUUCCACCGCCGAUCUCGCUCCGACGACAUGUCGAUGUUCAUGUUCAUGGAUCCGCUCUCCUCCUCCGGUCCCCCGCCUUCCUCCGACGACCUUCCCUCCGACGACGAUCUCUUCUCCUCCUUCAUCGACGUCGACAGCCUCUCCUCGAAUCCGCACCCUACUACAAUCGCGUUUCCGAAUCACCACGCAGCCGCCAACUCCGUUCCGUCCUCGUCGUCUCGUCCUCGCCACCGCCACAGCAACUCCGUCGACGCGGGAUGCGCAAUGUACGCUAACGAGAUCAUGGACGCGAAGAAAGCUAUGCCUCCUGAGAAGCUCUCUGAGCUUUGGAACGUCGAUCCCAAACGGGCCAAAAGGAUCUUGGCGAAUAGGCAAUCUGCAGCUCGUUCGAAGGAGAGGAAAGCAAGAUACAUUCAGGAACUUGAGCGUAAAGUUCAGUCUCUUCAGACCGAAGCCACCACUCUCUCUGCUCAGCUCACUCUCUUCCAGAGAGACACAAAUGGACUGGCCAACGAAAACACAGAGCUGAAACUCAGGUUACAGGCAAUGGAGCAACAAGCUCACCUUCGUAAUGCUCUAAAUGAAGCACUGAGGAAAGAAUUGGAAAGGAUGAAGAUUGAGACUGGAGAAAUCUCUGGUAAUUCGGAUUCCUUUGACAUGGGAAUGCAGCAGGUUCAGUACUCUCCUUCCACUUACAUGGCGAUUCCACCCUAUCAUCAUGGCGCAAUCAACAACGGCCAAGAUAUGCAGCAGAUGCACGGAUACAAUCCAAUGGAGGCCAUGUCCAAUUCUCAGAGCGUGUCUGAGUUUCUGCAGAACGGGAGAUUGCAAGGGCUGGAGAUAAGUAGCAAUAAUAAUAGCUCAAGCUUGGUCAAAUCUGAAGGACCUUCUCUCUCUGCUAGUGAGAGUAGCUCUGCCUAUUGACAAAGACAUACCAUGAGGUUCAUCAAUACAACUGUUAAUAGGCUUUAAAAUUCAUUUGAUUUGAUUUACUUUCUACUACUAUUUAUUAUUCUAUUUUUUUUUUUGAGGUACUGUGUUGGUGUUGUGUUGUUGUGAUUGUGAGUUUCAUUGUUUGCUACUCUCAUUGUUUGUUCUUCAAGGAACAAAUGAGAUUCUAAUAAAUUAUUGUUCCCUUUGGAAAUGAAUGUAUUUUGGUGCA